Molecule: messenger RNA, 8006 nt
Organism: Protopterus annectens (West African lungfish)
Lineage: Eukaryota; Metazoa; Chordata; Ceratodontiformes; Protopteridae
Gene: CCND2
Product: cyclin D2
Exons: 5
Coding region: 227-1114 (295 amino acids)
Biological process (GO): positive regulation of G1/S transition of mitotic cell cycle; regulation of cyclin-dependent protein serine/threonine kinase activity; mitotic cell cycle phase transition
Cellular component (GO): cytoplasm; cyclin-dependent protein kinase holoenzyme complex; nucleus
Molecular function (GO): cyclin-dependent protein serine/threonine kinase regulator activity
Source: RefSeq, a predicted model, not a curated record
GCAGAUGUGAAGGGAAAGCGAAAAAGUCUAGCAGGACUGGCAAAAGAAAGUAUCAAAGCAGUAGAGUUCUGUACAAUUUGCCCUAAACCCCCAACCAACAGCGGCAGACAAACUUCCUGCUACUUGUUGCUGCAUUUUUGUGUAGUUAGCUGCUGUUGCUUGGGGGGUCGAGCCGGAGCCCUGCUUGUCUGGAGAGCUGGGCGGCGGCGGACGAUCGAGGAAGCGCAUGGAGUUACUGUGCUGUGAGCAAGAAUCGAUCCACGGCCCCCGGCGGGCUAUAUCGGACCCUAGCCUGCUCCUGGAUAACCGGGUGCUGACUAACCUGCUUAAAGUGGAGGACCGCUACCUUCCCACGUGCUCAUAUUUUAAAUGUGUACAAAAGGAGAUCCAGCCUUACAUGAGGAAAAUUGUGGCUACCUGGAUGCUGGAGGUCUGCGAAGAACAGAAAUGUGAAGAGGAAGUUUUCUACCUGGCAAUGAAUUAUUUGGAUCGAUUUCUUGCUGUGGUCCCUACCAAGAAGUGUUACCUUCAGCUCCUGGGGACUGUCUGCAUGUUCUUAGCAUCCAAACUGAAGGAGACUAGUCCUCUAACGGCAGACAAACUUUGUAUAUAUACUGACAAUUCCAUAAAACCCCAAGAGCUGCUGGAGUGGGAGCUGGUGGUACUGGGAAAAUUGAAGUGGAAUCUUGCUGCUGUCACUCCUCACGACUUCUUGGAACACAUCUUAAGGAAGCUCCCCUUGCCUAAAGACAAGGUGACUGUGGUCCGCAAGCACGCUCAGACAUUUAUUGCCCUCUGUGCCACAGAUUUUACCUUUGCCAUGUACCCACCUUCAAUGAUUGCAACUGGAAGCGUAGGAGCAGCAAUUUGUGGUCUGCAGAUUGACAGUGGAGAAAGUACGUUGUCUGGUGACAACUUGAUGGAAGUUCUCGCCAAGAUUACCAACACAGAUGUGGACUGUUUGAGAGCAUGCCAGGAGCAAAUAGACACGCUGCUUUAUACCAGUCUUCAGCAGCUUCGGCGGGUACAGCCACAGCAGAGUGACCCCUCUAAAACAGUGGAUGAAUUGGACCAGGCCAGUACUCCAACAGAUAUGCGAGACAUUAACCUGUGAGCGGUGUGAGCUCGAGAUGAAAUAACAAGAUGGCACAAGCUUUGCCCAACUUUUUUCUUCUGUUAAUCAGUUACUUGGACACAUUUUGAAGUUGCUUGACAUAAAAAAAAAAAAAAAAAAAAAUGCUCUCUGGUGCCUCCUAUGAUGUAAGUGUCAGAAGGGAAUUCCACCUCUUUGUGUCUGUGAUUAUCGUUUGAUUAUGUGUCAAGUGAUUUGAUUUUGUAUGUCAAGUGAUAUUAAGAUGCUUGUUGAAAGCGUAAAUUAGCUAGUUCAGUUCAAGCCUGCAUUUGUGGGAUCAAACUAGUUAUGUAUGUCUUUUGUAUUGUGAUAUUUACUGCAUACACCCCCUUUUUAGUUUAAGAAAGGAAUUGUGUGUGUGUGUGUACGCAAUAAUAGCUUUUUUCCCCCGAUUGCAAAGCAAUAGAUUAAUGGGGUUUAGGGAAGAGACUUGGGAUGAGGUAAUGAUGCUCCUGACAUGACUGAACCAUAUCUGGUGUAGAAAAGAACACUUAUGCUAGCAUUUUGCAUCCAGUCAGUGCACUAUUCUUCUGUAUUGGCUGUUAGAGCUAUUACAUGCAUUCCUUUAUGUCCAGGUUUGCUGCCCCCUCCCCUUUUUAAGAGCCUCUGUCCUUUAACCAUCCUGUCCAGUUACACAGAAAAUAGUACAAAAUAUAAAGCCAAGAAGUAGUCUGUUGUACUACUUGAAUUUGUAUUUUCUUAUUGGUUGUGUAUUUGUAGAUUUAUGUAACUGGUUCUAUAAAGUGCCUCACUGUAAUGAGGUGACAGACCUACAGCAGAUUUGUGGCCCACUUUUAUGGUCUGGAUUUGUGGAGAAGAGAGCGUCUCUUGUUUACUCUGUACUCUGGCCAGCUCUUCAGAGAUGUAUUUCACAGUGUCCCUUUUUCAUUCCUGAAAUUUAGAUAUUCCACAGUAAAUGUACUGGAAAGAAUCUGAGAAAGUACAAAUUAAAUUAGUUUGCUUUUUGGAGUAUCCCUUCUAAAUAUGUGAUGAAGGAUCUUUCCUUAAGGGUACUAGAGUACUGUUUCAAAUUUUACACACAUUAAAGUAUUUCUAAUACGUCCUACAAGUUUGCAUGUUAUAUCCAGAUGCCUUUCAUUAGGGAGGUAUGUUGCAUGUGGUAUUUCUGAGCAGUAAUCGCGGCAGCAAAGUCUUCUACCAGAGUUUUCCUAAUGCUUGAGCGGUCCAGGAUCAGUUAUCCAUGUACUUACCUACAAGACCUCCUUUUCACAAGGCAUUCUGAGAGAGAUGUACAUUAUGAAAUGUUUCAACACAUAUGGCCAGAUUUUACUUGGGAUGUAGUAGUGCAAAAUUGUGUCUCUUUAUCUAGCAAAGUCUUUUGACUUUGCUGAAUUAGUUAUAGUAAUUAUAGCGGGCCUGGAUGUUAGUGUGCAUUUUCAACCAUUUUGUUGAAACAUUUUAUAGCAUGCACACAGUGGCUACUGCCUGAGAAUGCUGUUCAUCUUUUGUUAAAACACACUGGAAACAUUUUGGAUUACAUGCCUGUUUUUGAUGAAAGUGAAAUUUAUGCUUCAGAUUUGUUUUUUCUAGUUGUAGAACACACUUGUGAUGCUUUGAAAAGGGGAGGUUUGUUAAUGGCUUUGUGCAUACACAAACAUUUGUAUUGUUGCUGGAGUUAUAGACACGCUUGUGUUGUGCCUGUAUUUUUCUGCUUGUAUCCUUUAUGCAUCUGCUUGAGUUUUUCUCUCCUGAUAUAUGUAUUUGGCUGAAACUGGUGGACAAAGCUUCUUGACACACAAGGAGUGGUUGUACUUUUGAUGCAUGUUGCUCUUUGUUUUAAACCUGUAGUCAUUCUUCACACACAAAUGCAUUUUAAGUAGCAUAAUGUAUGCUACCUGCAACUCCAGGGAAAGACUCCUUUCUUGUAAAGCCAUUUCAACAGUUUUUUUUCUAAUGCUGCUUCUGGUAGCUUUGAUUGCCGGUUAUGUGUAAGCAUUAAUGCUUAAUAGUAGACCUGGAUGGAAUUUUUACUUGUUUAGAUUUUCUGUGCUUCUGGUGUAGUAUUCCAAACACACAUACAUGCAGCAGACAUUGGAAAUCUUUUCAUUAACUGAUAGAAUAAGUGAACAGCUACUACAAGACUGUAGAAGUUUCUUUAUCUUCAGGAGAAGAUGUUGCAGAAGAACUGCCUUGCCCAGACUGGCUGGAUAUUUUCCAAGAUACUUUAAUACUUUGAUUUUUGCAUGUUUUAACUUAAGUACACAUGCUAGGGAGUGCUGUGUCUCAGCUGGUGACAGUGGCUGAAAAAUUGGGAAUCACAAAAGCCCACAAUAGCCUUUGAUUCCUUGAUAUGGGUCCACCAGAGAUGGUCUAAGUAUUUCUUCUGCUGACUUUCCAUUCCAGAGCUAGACAGCAUCUCUGUCUUAGUGAUGCCAAGCAGCUAGCGUGGACAGAAUUUGCAUUUUCAUUGCUGCGGAGAAAGAAAAUUGGAAUGGAGUGGAAGAUACAGAUUUAAGACCUUAGUGCUGAGAGUCCUACAGCCAGAGCAUUUGUGUUUGUUGGAAGUUAAUUUUAUUAUAGCAGAAGUAGUAAACAAAAAAUACAUUAGAGAAUUGCAGUUUAUUCUCCCUGUUACAACCCUUUUAUGUUGGGUUAUGGAAGGUCUUGGAUUUUCAGUAAGUCAGUUGAUGGGACCAAGUACACUGUAGUUAACCAUAUUACAGUAAGCUUGUUUUUAUGUACAGCAUGUACAUAUAGAGGGCAUUUGUAUCAGGGUGAUUUCCUUUUGAUUAAGAUCGCCUUGAAAUUUCUCAAGUCCCUUAAGAGGUACAUUGAUAAAUGUAUUAAAAUGUACUGCAUGUUCUAUACAUGGUGAUCGCCACAAAUUUUGAGCAUUUUUCCAUGUAUCUUUCUGUUUUCCAUGUAAGCACUUUUUCAUGCCAGUACAUAACUGUUGCAGUCAUUGGCUUAAAAUUAAUAUGCUUUAAACAUGUUAACUUGAACAGCGUUUCAUAGGGAUGGUGGAGGGUGUUUGCAUUCUGGGUGCCAGCGCUUGGAUCAAUGUUCCACUCCAGCUACAGUCUUGUGUUUUAGUCUGUGUUUUUGCAAAACUAACAGUCUCUUGUGUUUCUGACAUUAGCUUAAAAUUGACUUCUCAGACAAAGCUUCCAGACACUUGUUGAGGUUCUGUUACCGUAUUCAGUUUUCUUAUUGUAAACCAUUUCAUUAACGAUAAGCACUUUGAAUACUUUUCCCAAGAUAUGUAAUGGAAUGGUUUAUAAGGACAGUGUAGGAAUAACAUGUAGUAAAGUAAAUAUGUAAAGGAGUAACCUGCUGCACCAAAGCAUGAUUUGGUAAAAUGGACAUUUUAAGAAAAAAAAUUCUGAAUGUUGGCUAAAACUUGGCUAAACAGUUUUAGUGCUGCUGUGGCUGCAAACAUCACUACUUUUUUGCAGUAUUUGACCUCAGAUAAUUGGAUGAGGAGGGUGGCUGGGGAAGAGAUGUACUAGGAAUAGAGUUACAGUGGAUGGAGCCACCACUUCUUUUUGUAGCAAAUUUUGUUGUCUCUGGGGUAUUUUCAUCAGGAGAAUGGAAUUUUUGGGUGCUUUUAGGGGAAUGGUCAUUUUUCAUGCUAUGUUUGAACAGUGCUGCUAUGAAAAGCUAGCAUUGGCUUCACCAAAUUUCCCUGUAAAUCUUUCAUUAACUUGUAUAAAAUUAAAACAUGGAGGAGAGAGAGGGACUCUGCAAAAUUUCUAACUCCCUGAUAGCUGACCACUGAAUACAGAGGAACUGUGCAUGCAAGAAAAAAAAGCUAGCAAAAGUGAUUAAACGUCAAGAUUUUGACAUUAUUAUUAUGAUUAUUAUUAUUAUUAUUCUAAAAUGUAUUGCGUCUACUUGAAUUUUGUUAUGCUCCAUUAUAAAAGGCAUUCUGGAUAGCAAGGAGUUGGGGCAACUUUUUUUUUUUUUUUUUUUUUUUUUUUUUUUUUUUGCACAUUGAUAGUUAAAACAAAGCUGUUUUAAUUAUGAGUAACAAAACGGGAAAGAACCUGGCUAUUGACAGGUGACAUUAGUUGAACAGAACACUGCCUGGUUUUGGAUAGUUGUUUCUAGAGUAAAAUAGGUGGAGUUAUUUUUAUUUUUUAACAAUUUGUUGCGCUGCUAAAAAGAAAAAAAAAGCUAUGAUUUAUUUCAUUCCUAUUCACAUUAACAGUACAUAGCUGUAUUGUUUCACUGAGUGUGCUGCUAUUUUGUAAACAUUUUUAUAAUAUAUUAUUUUACUGCUUAAGUUUCAAAAAAAAAAUCCUGAAGUAGAUGGUUAAUGGAUUUGAGACAAGUACUUUGAUUUUACUGGAAAUGCCUGUGUAAAUUUUUUUUUAAUUUUUCCUUUAUGGUAUGUCUCUCGUGAUUUUUUUUUUCUGAUCACAUUCUUAAAACACAGUAAAAUGUACCUCAGGUCUACUGGAAGAGCAAACACACACAAAGGUUUCCCAUUUUCACAUUACCUCACAAAUUUACAGUUUCUACUGGGGGGCCUUUAAGGAAGGGCAUAUAGAAAGUGAAUGGGGCUGUGUAUGCUGCUAAAAGGAUGAUGCAGCUCUCAAGUAGAGAACAAAGGCUUGAGGCCUUCCAUUCCUCUGGACUUGUGUACCUUUACCAUGGUAGAAAAAAUAACUGGAAUGAGAUGAGCAGAGCCUAUAUAUGUUGACCAACCUUUGUUUCAUAUAGAAUGUUCUGCAGACCAAGUCAUACAGACUAAGUGCAGAAAGAAGACAUUCAGAACCACAGUUAUGUUUUGAAAUGGAUACAAACUGUUCUAAAUUUAAAGGAUUAGACAGAGAAUGGCUGGUACAGAUAGUGUUAAGGGUAUGAAAAUGUGCUAUCCAAACUAAGCUGUAAACCAUACUAAUGCCAGUUUUCAUAAGCAGAUUGACUUUUUUUUUUGCAUUUUUUAUGCUAUUUCCUCUAGAAGAUCUACGAAGUUUUAACCUAGUUCCUGGAAAAGUGACUUAAUUUUUGCUGUUAGGUUUGGAGGCAAAUGAUUUGAUGCGACAUUGUUAGGUGCACAGAUUUGGAAAGUCUUAGCCCAUUGAAAAUGAGUUCAGGUUGCACAUGAUGAUGGUUUAUGAAUUUUUGAUUGAUACGAAGAGCGGAGGCUAAUUUUGUUGCAGAUUAGUGUAACAGAAGGAUUUGAAGAUGGUUAGCAUGGAUGAUUAAAGGCCAGCAACUGACGUUGCCAGGCUAGUGAUGAAGUUGCAUAGUAAGUUAGAUAGGUGGAUAACUAUGUAGUAAGUGAAAAGGGUGGGGCUUGUAUGACUGCAUCACUUUUCCACAUGUGUGCUGCUGCUUAUGAUGAUGCAUGGGCUUUUUUUCUGCCCAUUCUGAUCAAAAUCCUAUUUGCACCUAUCUUUUGAGAGGUCUUGGACAUAGCUGGGUACUUGAUGGGAGAAAAAUGUUUUCUGGCUGUAAAGAAGUGCUGAAGUUGCAGGGCUUUUGGAAAGGUGGGUUGUGACCUAGCAGAAUUGAAUGGCAGUUUAUUCAAAAGGAGAUGUGAUUAAACCUGGUGGGCAAAUGUACAGUAUAGCUUCCUUUAAAAUGAAGCAUCCAUGACGGCCCCUGGCUGACAAUUUUACAAGAAUUUUUUGCCCGGUGUCUUUUGUUUUGUUAUGGAUGUAACUAUAUACUGCAGUUUCAAAAUUAUCUUGUUUGUCUUCCUUCCGUAGUUAAGUUUGGUGCCUUUGAUGCUUUUUGUAGAUGUAGUCAGUUAAUGUCAGUCAAGGAUCAGCACUGCUGUCAGCCAUAUAACUGGGAGUUUUUGUUUAUUUACCACUCCUGGUAUUGCAUAAGACAGCAGUGCUUCUAACACCAGUCUUGUACAUUAUUUCUUUCUCUUCUGUAGGUGUUGUCCAUGUACUAAAUUAUAUGCAUAGUUACAUUGUUUGUUUACUGUUUAACUUUCCCUGCAUUCUUAAAAUAAAUGUUUUGUAUGAUUUUGCUGAAUUAUUUUGGUGGAGAUCAUUUGUCAAGACUUUGAAGUGAUUUUCUUUUUCCUGGGUUAACCUGAUCCUGCUUUCUGCUGUCUUGCACCUAAAGUUUUCCCUUUUUCUUCUAUUCCCCAGUGCAACAGUAUGUGCAGUCAGAUAAACUGUCUGGCUGCAGUGUAGAAAAGAGGCCAGUCUACUGCAAAUUUUAGUUAUUGACAGUUGCAGUUUUUUUUGUUUGUUUUAAGGUACAACAUUGAGAGCACAACUGCUCCACAGAAUUGAGAUUCCCUGUGAUCUUGAAGGAUACAGUCAGAUGCUCUUUACUAAAGACAUAAACAGGACAGGUGCAUCAACUAGGCAAACCAUGCAUAUUUUACAUGUGCAGGUACUGUCUUCCCAUGAAAAUGUUAGUUUGUGCCACACAGAGGUGUUAACCAUUUGUACCUGGAUGCAGCAUUUUAUUGCCAGUUCAGUUGAGUUGAAUUUAAGUGAAGAUGUUCAUCUUGUUCUGGUAUUUUUCCUACCAUGAUCAUCUCCGUGUACCUCGGACACUUUCAGUUGCACAGUUUUUGUUUUCAGACUUUACUUUGUUUUCUUUUGAAAGAAUGAUGUUUUAUGGGCAUGUUAUUGUCUCGCAUUAAUUUCUGUUAAGUGGCAUGCAUGUUUUUUGUAAGCAGCGUGCAUAAUUCUGUGCUCUGGAUGAGAAAUUGAUAUGGUGAGAUGUAGUUAAGUUUAGAGUAUGCAUCAGAGCUGAAAAGGUGGCAACAUUGGUUACAGUAUAUUUUCAGAUAAUAAAGAAAAAAGGUCAUGUUAAUUGAAGGGCUCUGCAUUUUUAAUUUUUUUUUGUUCUUGACCUUUUGUAAGAGGGAUAUUUGAAAUGUGACUGAAGGAAUUUGAUAUGCUAUGUGACAAUAAAUUCACCUUGACCUAAA